AUCUAUUAAGAUUAUUAAUAAUUAGAAUUAGAAACUUAUGAUAUGAAUUGCUUUUAAGGAUAUACUCAUUAUAUUUGGAUCUUUUAUAUUUACUUUACUUUUGGAAUAUUGUAUUUUUGGAACUUAUUACCUUAUUAUAUUAUUGUUUUAGCCUACUAUUAUUAUUUUGAUGAUUUUAACUGAAAUAAAAUUAUGAGUUAUUUUAGGUAUUAAGUGAUUAUGUUUAAAAUAUUGAAAAAAGUGAUUUCUUUUUGGUAUUUUAAGAUAUAAUAAAUUAGUAUUUAUUAUAAUACAUAAAUUUUAUGAUGUUAGUCAUUGCCUUUUAUUACCCUGCAAUUGCUGUUAGUUGUUUUAUGUAUGAAUUUUUAAACAAUUGAAGUUUUCAUAUGCAGUUUAAGUACGACUGAUGUCCAGCAGAAACUAAGAGUGAGUUUGUUGAAUUCCUGAAUUUGUUCAAUUGAAAUAAUUUCAAGUAGAUUACUUUAUAAUAGGAUUCCAAACUUGGUUUCUGUUUCAACCUUAUUUACCAAACUCUAGUGCUAGUGCGCUAUUGAAUCAACUUACUAUAAC
Molecule: messenger RNA, 570 nt
Organism: Paramecium octaurelia
Lineage: Eukaryota; Ciliophora; Oligohymenophorea; Peniculida; Parameciidae
Source: the annotation of a GenBank genome assembly